Messenger RNA from Teleopsis dalmanni, 1893 nucleotides. Its product is annotated as titin-like. The transcript is spliced from 6 exons. The coding region runs from base 175 to 1893 and encodes 572 amino acids. NCBI's taxonomy places the organism in Eukaryota, Metazoa, Arthropoda, Insecta, Diptera, Diopsidae. The record is from RefSeq and is a predicted model, not a curated record.
UGAAAAAAAUGUUAGUUUAAAAUAUGCAACAAAUUCAUACAAGAAAACUUUUCAUGUUGUUGUAAAAUUCGUUGCUAUUUGCUACCGAGUUAGGAGCAGCAGCUGUUGUUGCUAAUGUUGCCGUUGACCGGAAAAUCAACGUCAACAUAGUGGUUUUACCGGUGUCGCAGCGAUAUGGAGGAAGAUGUCUUGAAUGCAUUGCAGACGCGAACGGCCUACUUACCAGGCGGUUUUGAUCGCGAGGGGAAAAUAAUUAUUAUUGUUAAUAUCAUUAACGAUUUACAGUUGUGGAAUAGAAAAUGUUUGGAAUUAUCGAUUACGUAUCUAAAACAUUCUCUCAGUGCAUCAGUGCUGCAACAGGGAGUCACAAUAAUUGUGGAUGCACAAAAAAGUACAACACGUAUUACCCGCAGCCAUGCGCGCAUUAUUUACGCACUUUUCGUUGAUAUCACAGUCAAUUUGUAUCUAGUCAGAGCAGAAUGUUUCUGGGAGAAACAUGUGGAAACAUGUACCAAAUCACACACCAAGGGUGAACCCAUUGCGCUGUCAAAGUCACGUCUGUCAAAAUAUUUCGAUAUGAGUAAUUUGCCUGAAGAACUUGGCGGUACAUUGCAAUUUAAUUACGAUUUAUGGUUACAACAGCGAAAGUCUAUUGAUGAAUUUAAGAAAGUUUAUCAACAAACCAUUAGCGCAAUGGAAGCAUUACAUGUGCUACUUUUAAGUAAUAAGUCAUUGAGGCCAACGGAAGCAGAUAUUGAGCUCAAGAAGUGUACACAAAUGCACGCAACAGUACAAAGGAGUAUUGAGGAAGCAGUAGAGUUAGUUGAACAACAUGGAGGGGUUGGUGGCACGUACAUCCAACCAGCACUAACACACGUGUAUGCACAAGGCGAUAUAUCACCACCAAUUUUUGAACAGAUCUUUAAAAAUGCUCGCUUUGCCCAAGGAGGUAAUGCUUUAUUUGAAGGUAAACUCCGUGGUAAUCCAAAGCCAUUCGUAACAUGGACUCGAAAAGGCGCACCACUUCUUGAGUCACAAAAGUUUCGUAUGUCUUAUAAUGAAGCCACUGGAGAAGUUUCACUUUUGAUAAAUCAAAUUGGGCCUGGCGAUGAAGGUGAAUAUACAUGCACUGCUCGUAAUCAAUAUGGCGAAGCAAUUUGCAGUGUAUAUAUACAGCCAGAAGGCGCUCCUUCGCCGGUUAUAAAGCCUGUACAAACAUUUGACAAAUCCAUAUAUACGAAUGGAUAUUCAUAUACCUCAACGGAAGAAGAAUUUCGUGUAGACACAUUUGAAUAUAGACUUCUACGUGAAGUAUCGUAUAGAGAGGCUAUAACACGCCGUUCCUCCUAUGAACAAGACUAUCAUUUAGUUCAAGAAGUAGAUCGUUCCUUGGGUCCUGCCCAUGCACCACAAAUUGCACAAAAACCAAGGAACUCUAAGUUAAUUGAAGGUUCAGAUGCUGUAUUCACUGCUAAAGUAGGCUCUAAUCCAAAACCACGUUUAACAUGGUUCCGUAAUGGCCAGCGAUUAGUGCCAUCUCAGAAAUACGACAUAUCGUACUCCAAUGGAUUGGCCACUUUGCGUGUUAAGAAUGCUAAUAUACAAGAUGGUGGACACUACACUUUACUUGCAGAAAAUACACAAGGUUGUGUUGUUUCGUCUGCUGUUUUAGCAGUUGAACCUGCCGCAGAAUCUGCAAAUGAACCAAAACCUGUAGACAAUAUGGCUGAGCAAUUGGAAUCCGGUAAAGCUUUGCCACCAAUGUUCGUUAAGGCAUUUGCUGAUCGCGAAAUUACAGAAGGCCGUAUGACGCGUUUUGAUUGCCGUGUAACAGGAAAUCCAUACCCAGAAGUGUUCUGUGUAGGAGUUCAAUGUCAAGAACUUAAGAAGUAG